GGGCGCUCUGGGGGCGGCUCUGCCGCAGUCCCGACUCCCGCCGCUUCCUCCCGCCGCCCCUCCCCGCCGGCCCGGGCGAACGCGGUCUGGCCCUAGGGACCGAGUCUCGGCGCCGCCGGAGACCGGGCGCGGGCCGCGCCGCAGUCGGAGCGGGGCCGGGGCCCACCGCGGCCUCCUCCUUCCGCCGGCCCCGCCGCCGGCCAUGCAUUCUUCCGGCUCCUCUGGCUCCCGCAGCCCGGGUCGGGGCCCAGCCAGCCCGAGAAAGACAAGACGGACUCCAGAGGGAGAAUGGCUGUGACUUUGGAAGAAGCUCCCUGGCUGGGCUGGAUCUUGUUGAAAGCACUGAUGAGAUUUGCCUUCAUGGUCGCCAACAACCUGGUUGCUAUUCCAUCCUACAUCUGCUAUGUAAUUAUACUUCAGCCCCUUCGAGUGCUGGACAGUAAACGGUUCUGGUAUAUUGAAGGAAUCAUGUAUAAAUGGCUUUUAGGAAUGGUGGCUUCCUGGGGAUGGUAUGCAGGAUACACAGUGAUGGAAUGGGGGGAAGAUAUUAAAACAAUUUCAAAAGAUGAAGCAGUGAUGUUGGUGAAUCAUCAGGCCACAGGGGAUGUGUGCACACUCAUGAUGUGCCUCCAGGACAAAGGACUGGUUGUUGCUCAGAUGAUGUGGUUGAUGGAUCAUAUUUUUAAGUACACAAACUUUGGAAUUGUUUCUCUAAUUCAUGGAGACUUCUUUAUAAGACAGGGAAGAUCUUAUCGUGACCAACAGCUGCUGCUUCUCAAGAAGCACUUAGAAAAUUAUUACAGAAGCAGAGAUCGAAAAUGGAUUGUUUUGUUUCCAGAAGGGGGCUUCCUCAGGAAGAGGCGAGAAACAAGUCAGGCAUUUGCCAAGAAAAAUGACUUGCCAUCUCUUACACAUGUCACUCUGCCAAGGUGUGGGGCGACAAAAGUUAUUUUGAGUGCACUUGUAGCACGACAGGAAAAUGGGAGUCCUGCAGGAGGAGAUGCUAAAGAAUUAGGCAGGAAAUCAGAAGGCCUCCAGUGGAUAAUAGAUACAACGAUAGCCUAUCCUAAAGCUGAACCUAUAGAUAUUCAAACCUGGAUUCUUGGAUACAGGAAACCAACAGUCACUCAUGUACAUUACAGGAUCUUUCCAGUUAAAGAUGUACCCCUGGAAACAGAUGACCUUACCAAUUGGCUAUAUCAACGGUUCAUUGAAAAAGAGGACCUCUUAUCACAUUUUUAUGAAACAGGAGCUUUUCCAACUUCCAAGGUCCACAAGGAAGCUGUUUCCAAGGAGAUGACCCUCAGCAACCUGUGGUUAUUUCUCAUACAGUCUUUCGCAUUUUUGUCAGGCUACAUGUGGUACAGCAUUAUUCAGUAUUUUUACCAUUGCCUGUUUUAGGAAUUGACUUGGAUUUGUCAAGGUCACCAUAGGAGUUCAGACUUUCUUUCAUAAGUGUGCAUUAUUUUACAUGUGCAAAUCAAAAUAUGUUAAAAAAAAAAAAAAAGGAAAACAAAGGAAAUUCACGGAUGGAUUAAUAUUUAUCCCCCUUUGGGAUAUUUUAAAAACUCUACUAAAAUGAGGCUUAGUAAUAUAAUGACCUGCUAAUAUAUUUUAAGAACUGUUUAUGUUUUAAAAAGAUACACUCUACUGCACAUUUAUACAAACAUCACAUUUGGAGAAGAGGAAAUCAUAAAAUCAUCCUAGAAGACCAUCUGAGAGAAAUUCUGUUGCCACCAGAUAUACUUGGUAAUUUAGUUGAAGCUCAGAAAGUCGUAUUAGUCCCUCUAGGUAGUAGUCUAUAUUAGGGCAGUGCUGUAGAACGCCCUCACUUCUACCAACCCACGCUGUGUAACUAGAAACCUUGAGGGGAGCUGGUUAGCACCUUCUGAAGAACCGUUUCCAUCAUUUGCGGUAACAAACUCCAGUCCUCAACAACGAACAGAGGUACAUUUUUGGCAUUCUCUGUGGGGGAAAAAGCAGUGUCCACUGAACCCAUUCUGGUACGAGAGUGGGUUCUUCACAAAGGUUAGCUCAGUCCAACAUUAUGUUUACAUGCACUAGUACUUUCUUUCCCUUACCUGAUUUCACAUUACAUACAGAAAUCAUAUCAUAGAUUGAGAAUUGUAUUUGACAAAAUGCACUUUUAUCAGAGGCAGAUAGAGUGAAGGGUUCGUGAUAGAGCUGAACACAAAUGUAAGCAUAUCAAUGAGAGGCUCUCUCGUCUUUCUUUGGCGUUCACUUGCCUGCUGCUGUUCUCCGGCACCACCCUGCACGGGGCACCCCGUGGCAUCAUGCCUCUCUAGCUUAGAGGCUUAUAUGGAUUUUUUUUUUUUAUUUUAACAUUCACUCUAAAGGAUGGUCAAAACAAAUUAAUACAGGGUGAUCAAAAAGUUCAUGUGCAAUUUAAAUUUGCACAUGACCAUUAUGGCUACCCUGUAUAAAACAUUUAAAUGAUCAGUUUAGGGGGAAAUAGAGUAGCUUAUGAGAGAAGUGGGAGCUAAUGGCUGACAAUGGUGAUAAGUUCUCACAUGGCACCCCCAGAACCCAUGCAGACAGUAAUCUAUUCUGUCAUCACAUUGGGGAGUUCCCCCUCUCGAGGUAAGUGUAGCCAGGAGAGAAACCAGCACACCGGGCUUCCCAAUCUCUUUAAAUUUCUUUUGAAGAGGAUAAAGUCAAGUUUCUAUCUCUAGGAAACAUUUUUAAAAUUUGUCACUAUGUUAAUGUGAUUUACCUUACAAGAGAACUGUAUUCUCUUUCAAAAAGUGCUGGUACUAUGUCACUGUUAAGGUAGGAUAUGACUUUUGGCUUGUGAUUGUGAGACUGUUAAGAUCCUAGCAAGUCAGUGGUAGUUUUCUGUAGUAUGAGCAUUGUAGAUUCCCCUGAUGUCACUAAUCACACAAAUAACGAUUCCAAGAAGUAGGCUAUCAAAAAAUAAUGGCUAAUGUUUUCUCUUUUUAAAUAAACCAAAAACAAAAAACAAGCUGAAAAGAUGUGAAUUUUCCCCCAGUUAUGUGGGAAAUAUAAAGCAACACCAAAUAAAAGCCCACAGCAGCUUCAUCUUUAGAAUAACUCAGUGCAUAGGCGAAAGAGAAAGAUGUAUUAACUGAAAUACCUCAUUGAAUAUUAUACUACUACUGGUAAAAUGCAGAAGCCAGUGUUAAUGUGUUUGGUAAUGGUUGUUAUAAGACAGUUUUCUUGAAAUCUUAAGCAUUUCAUUCUGUGUCUUAUAGUGACAGUGAAUAUGUGAAAUCAGUCUCAAUUUAAAGGUACGGAUGAAGGUAGGAAGCUACAUGGAGGCUUCUGCUCAAGGCCAAGCAAAUAUUGCUGAACUACAAGAUGAUUUGAGAGAUCAGUCAGCCAGCCAUCUGGGGGAGAAGUUGCUCACUGUCAGAGAGAGUGUACCCAGUCUUAGCUAAUAGACCCUUUUUCCUCGUUGCUACAGCAAGGGUAGAGUAGCCAGUUCUCCUAUCCAAAAAAAAAUGUGUACAUAAAUGUGGCUUAGGGCCACUUUUAACAUCACUGUGCUCCAAAGGAACAUGACAUUUUUAAGUAUACUGUACAUGUGAAACUGUCCUGUAAGAUGCUCUACUUUUCAAGUGCAGUCUCAUUGCCGCAGUCUCCAGGGUGACAAAUACCAAUAGAUGUGUGAAUUAAUUUUUGAAAAUAGAUCUGUGUAUUGUAAAUAGAUGUGUAUUUGCUCUGCCCUCUCCCUCUUUGAUUCUGUAUCAACAUGUUCUCUUUCUUCUGUUUGCAAAAUACGUUUGUUUGAGAGCCUCAGUAAAGCUCUCCUUAUCAGUAACUGGAGUUCUGCUUGCACUAGAGAAUGUAAAGAGAGAAUUGUGUUCUUACAUGGCAGUCUGGGGAAGCAGCAAUAUGCCACUGUAUAGAACUGAAUAAAAAUUCCUAAUUUGUACUUUCUUUGUGAAGUGAGAUGAAGGGAGGUUUAAAGAAUAUAUAUUUUGUCAAGGGGAAAGAAAAUAAAACUAUGCCAGUUUUAUACCAGUAGCUGGUAGAAUCUCAGCACUUCUUGUUCUUGGCUAAACUACCUACCUAGUUUCCCAGGCAAACACAGUUGAGAACCCAUUGCUGGAAUCCUGGUAUCAACAAGUCACAGUGAUGGAGCAUCUGCUUGGUCAUAGGCAAGUUCAGUGGCUACAGAUGUGACCGAGCCAACAGUUCGCUAUUAACUAUAGAAACAAUUAUUUGUGUUGAAAUAUACAUAUAUUAUAGAGAAACCUAUAAGCAAUGGAAGGUAAAGAAAAAUUACAGAAUGGAAAAGGAUAUUUGGAUGUGCAAACAAAUUAGUUGAGAGUUGAAAUAGUUGUUUUUAAAAAGAUAGCUUUGAAUUCAGAUCUGUCAUAUUUUUAGUUUGUAAUAUUAUGACCAACCCUUAAUUUUCCACAGUAAAUGAAGUAGGUGUUACUGGAUAAAUAAGUAAUUAAUAACUGAAUAGUUAAUCCAGUAAUGAGUAAUAGGUAAGCCACAAAUCUAUUUUUAUUUAGGAGUCUCAAUUUUUAUUCUCAUUGAACAUUUUCUUUCUCAUAGGGAUGCUUACUAAUUAAAAAAAUUAUUUGAGUUGUUCAUUAGGGGUUUUUUUGCAUAUAUGACUGUGUUAUUGAAUAAUGAAACUAUACAAAAAACAGACAGCAAUCCAGAAGAGGAAAUACAGAAGCCUAAAAAAUCCGUGGGGUAGAAAAGGCAUCCCUGAAUAGUUAAGAGUCGGUGGUAUUGAAAUUGUUCUCAAGGCUUUUUAUAAAAAUGAGAUCUGAAAUCACCAAAUGUAAACCUCUGAACAUCAUCCUAGUGUUGCUGUCUUUUGGAUUGAUGUGAAGAACACCUCUCGUUCUUUGCUCGUGUUGCUCAUUUCUCAUGGAUUUGUCUUAGUAAUGUUUUUUGACAAUCACUUCCCUAAAGACUUCUAAACUAGUAGGACCUGGUUCUAAUAAUAGAAAGUAAGUCUUUAAUCAUGAAUAGUCUUCUUGGGUUCUUGUUAUAUUUGAAAAGAAAAUAUUUUAUUUGCACUACUGAAUAGGAAGAGUUCAUUGUUUUCUUUGUUCUUUUCUUUGAAAUCACAACAUAGGACUUCACUACAGAGUGAAGUGCCAUUAUGAGCAUGUUCAGCUCUGGUCCACAAACGAAGGAUAAAAAUGGUUUGUUGUAUGUAUUUGCCCUGCGGUGCUCUGAGCCAGCCUUACAUCAGUUAACAUGAAAGGCAAAAUCAAAAGCAGCACUGUCGAGAACGAGGCAUAGAAACUAAUAUGUUUGGGACCAAAACCACCUAAGUUGGAAAUUUCUAGAUCACAGAUGGGCCAGAUACUCUCUGGAGCAGUCAUUGGUUGGUGCUUUAGUGUAAUUAUUUUGCACCAAUCCCCAACAAUUAGGAAGUGGACCCUGGGAAUAAGCUGAGGGUGCUAGACUGUUGGGGGAGGGUGAUAGUAGCCAUAUGGAAGAUAAAAUAUGGAACGGAUUUUUCUGCAGAUUUUCCAUCUGAGGGUUUUUACAUUUAAUAUUUUUUUAAGACAGUUUAAAGAGAAAAAAAAAUUUAAGCAUAUCUAGCUACAGAGUAUGCACACAUAUCUUGAAUGGCUUUACUUUUAUUGUGUAAACUGUUGAACACAUGACUGUGAUGCACAGUUCUUCACAUGUAAGGAGUCUAUGCAUUUCACGGUGACUUAUUUUAUGAUUGGGUAAUGAGACAGUUAUACAUUCAACUGCCAUUAUUUUAAGUGCUUUCAUUUUCUUUACAGUUAUUACAAAAUUGUAUUUAUUUUCUACAGAUAGAUUUUUGUUUUUCUGAUGCCAUAAUGUUUACUUCAGCCUGUUGACCUUUCUUUGUGUAUCUGCAUGUUGUAACGUGUGAUAAGAAUGAAUGUAAAGGCCGUGGCAACCGUAAUUAAUUUUUGUAAAGGGCUGGUCACAUGUGGAUCUGGUUUAUGAAUGCAUUUGAGAUGAUUUUAAUAACCAGAUCACCUUUUCAGAAAUUUAGACGUGAACACCAAAAGAAGCAUUUUCUCAACAAAAAUUAAUAGCUGGUUCUAUUUUUUUUUAACCUAGAAAAAAAUAAAAUUGAUUUUUUUUUUAAGUAAAGUGCUUUUAAUUCUUAGUAGUGGGGAUGGGGUUUUUGUAUUUUACUGUGGCUAUUUGGGCAUUAACAUCUGUAGGCAGGUACUUAAAGCAUACCAUGGCAGUUGGAUGCGGAGGGCAAACUGAAAAAAACACAUGAAAAAACAUCAGACUUCGUUCUUUCAUUUAAAACUAUUUGCCCCCUCCCUUCUGUUCUUUUCAUCAGUGGUGUGGUGGUAGAUGUCUAAUAGUCCCCUCUCCUGGAAAGAUAUUAGGUAUACAGGUGUACGUAAGUUUGUUAUAAAUUUUGCUGAUAAUAAGGAUGCAUAACACAAUUAAACAAUAAGAUAGACUUUAUCGUAAACCCCACAAAGCCAAUUGAUCCUCAUGGGGUACUAAUUGCUUUUCACAGAACUCACAGCCAACCUAUGAUUGCAUUUCAACCAUAAUUGGAAAAAUGGCGUUACAUCCUAAUCUACUAACUCAUUUCACAAGAAAGUUAUUGUCAUUCAAUCUGAUAUGUGAUCUGCUAUUAAACUACUUCUUGCCCUUAUACAAAUUACACUCAUUAAACUGAAACCACUUUUAGCUUCAACACUAAUUAUAAGUUUGUAUGAUUUCAUUUUAAUAAUGACUGCUUAACAACUGCUGGCAAAAUUCUGAAAUUUAACCAUUGGCUCUUGGGAGCCAGUAAAAGCUACAUCCAGCACACCACUGGCCCACCCUAUUUUUGUUUUAUUUUUAAACUAUCAGUUAUAACUCUUCGUAGUUUUUCUACUUGCUGAUCUCAGGAAAUUCCUCUCACUGACCCUGGCAGGGGCUUUAAAGGUGGGAAAAGCAUUAAUAUCAGUUUUGCAGAGUGAGAUUUUGAUUAUGAAGAAUUUGGUAAAAGCAGACUUUUCCUGAAUUACAUGGGAAGCUUACAUAUUUCCAAAGCUGGUUUUGUACUUUAAUUUCUCAGAGCUAAGUAAACUGUGAUUUAGACAUCUGAGAUUUUUGUUAGCAUUUAAAACUUCAAUUGGUUAGGUAUUUAUAGAACAGAUUUGAUCCCAUUAAAAAAUUGAAACAUAUUAAACUGUCUUAUAGUCUACCAAAUGAAUCAAAUAAUCACAGUUCAGUCUACCUCUUCUUUUUGUGUCUGGAUUUAGGCUGCUAUUAUGGGCAGGUUCUAAUUUGUUACUCCCUGGAAGUACUUUCUGGAAAACAAAGAAUAGAUUGGGGACAGAGGCCUGAAGGCCAGUGUGAAGCCUCAGAGAUCUGUUGCUGACCAGCCCUAUUCAUUCCUCUUGAGUUGGGGGAAAGCCAUUGUUUUUAAUUACCACUUAAUAUGAAAAUGUUUGUUUUUAAAAUGUUUCUUCCUCCUGAAAAGAUGUAUUUUUAAAAGGAAAAAAAUUCUCUUUUGGCUCUCUAAGAAGUCAGCUGUAUGAACAGGUGUGACCAUAUCAUAACAUGCUGAUAUGAUAGAAAUCAAUAAAUUUUUACCUCUCAGG
Messenger RNA from Otolemur garnettii (small-eared galago), 7556 nucleotides. RefSeq names its product lysophosphatidylglycerol acyltransferase 1 (gene LPGAT1). The transcript has 8 exons. Gene Ontology annotation, cellular component: endomembrane system. Gene Ontology annotation, molecular function: acyltransferase activity. The coding region runs from base 289 to 1401 and encodes 370 amino acids. The record is from RefSeq and is a predicted model, not a curated record. Lineage: Eukaryota; Metazoa; Chordata; Mammalia; Primates; Galagidae.